Suillus clintonianus is the source of this 2873-nucleotide messenger RNA. RefSeq lists its product as uncharacterized. Gene Ontology annotation, molecular function: RNA polymerase II cis-regulatory region sequence-specific DNA binding; DNA-binding transcription factor activity, RNA polymerase II-specific. Bases 88 to 2556 code for a protein of 822 amino acids. Gene Ontology annotation, biological process: regulation of transcription by RNA polymerase II. The transcript has 4 exons. NCBI's taxonomy places the organism in Eukaryota, Fungi, Basidiomycota, Agaricomycetes, Boletales, Suillaceae. The record is from RefSeq and is a predicted model, not a curated record.
UUGGUAACUGGCAAUCAUCUUCAACUCCUCCUAUAGUCUAGCCUUGCUAUAUCGUCUGUACUUUUUUUCCUCUUCUUCUAAACCGCCAUGGCGGAUGUUGAACAACCUGCGAAACCUGUUUCCCCGAUAUCUAACCUGUUGCAGAAAAUUGGCUUGACCCGCGACGAUUUGAGCCGUCAUAGCGACCAAAUGCGUCAAUUUUUGACUACUCAAGACGCGAAGUCUCUUCGCGCUUUUUCUGCAGAUUCUGUAGAUGCACAGCAGAGUAUUGCUUCUGUCCUUGGCAAGUCUCGCUCCUGUUCUCAUUCCAGCUCAAAUUCGCGUCAAAACGCGUCAGUUGCAUCCCAAACUCCUCCCCCUUCCACGCCUGUCAAAUCUGAGCCCGUAGAGCCCGCUAUCCCCCUCCGUCAUAUGGACAGCAUGGAAAUGAUCCUCGAGAGAAAGAGCCGAAAAACAAAGCGCGAUAAGCGAGGGAAGAAGGACAAGGAACGCAAUGCACCUUCCCCAUCCCCUGCAAGCACCGCCUUCAGCCUUGACGCGUUCAUGCAUUCACGCGAUUCACGACGCGUCCCAUCUUUGGAUCAAUCUGAUUCCUCUACUAGCGUGGCCUCAUUGGACAACCACGAGGAUGAACUCCCUCCCCCUCCUGUUACCCCUCAGCACCGCAAAUAUUAUAGAGACUAUGAUACCGUGGAGCAUCCCUCAUGUCUCAAAAAGGGUUCUUACACCCCCCGAGACCAGUCACCAACUCCCACGCGCCACCGCUCUUCCUCAAUAUUUGAUCUACCUCAUGCAAGUGUUGCAGACACUUCAAAUGCAAAUUUCAUUACUCCUCGCCGUAACGCCUAUUACAAGUCGCCUCUACCCUCCUCCUCUCCACCUCAAUCUUCCCCAUUCGCGACGCCCUCUAAACCUAUUGUCAACCUUGUAUCAUCCCCCGGUCCCAUGGGUCCCCUCCCAGACGAAGAUGAUUACGAAAAUCUUCCAUACACCCUUCCCCCCGGUCCAUAUUCUAUGAAGAAACCAGACCUCUCCUAUGCAGCCCUUAUCGGCCAAGCAAUAAUUUCUUCGCCGGAUCAUCGGCUCACCCUCCAGGAACUUUACGAUUGGAUUACGAUCGUGUAUCCUUAUUACAACCGAAGCGAAAUGACAUGGAUGAAUUCUAUUCGUCAUGUCCUUAGCACAACUGUAUGCUUCCGUAAGGUCCCCCGAGAUCGCAGCGUCGGGCGUACACUCUGGGCUAUCUGGGACUGCGAUCUCGAGUGUUUCGCCGAUGGCGGUUUCAGGAAAGAAUUUUGCGCGGAAAUAAAGGAAGCGAACAAGAAGUCUGCUCCGAAGAAACGUGCAGCGGAAGAAUCAGUGUCUGGUCCCGGUCGCAAAACGAAACGGCAGAAAAAAGGUGCCGCACCUGCACCUGUUGAACCUCCAACAAGCUCGCCUGUACAAGAAAUGUCACCCGCGUUUGCAGGCUCGACUCUGCCAACCCUUGUGCCGUACUCGCAACUCCUCCCUCUUUUUCCUCCUCGCAGUUCUGCGCAUCACCAACCAUACUACCAAAACUGUGUACAACUGCCUACUGAUGUUAUCUUCCCCCCCUUACCCCCGUCAUCAAGUUAUGCUCGUACUAGUCCAUCAUCAUUGCCUCCUUCAUCUGCCGUCAAGAGCUCUGAUGUGGCGCAGACGUCACCGAUCCCCCCUUCCUCCCUACCCGCCCUUUCGCCGAGUAAAAGUUCUUCUAGCCCCCGGUUGUCCUCUGAGGACCACCUCUUUUUCAACCUCGAUGGCGGCAUGAGCCCUCGCAUCGAGUCAACCCCUCCGCUAGAGUCUGGAAUUACUUUACUAGACACUGAUAGACGUAACUCAAAGGCAAGGUUACCACCUCCCAAAACCCCUCCGAAGAAAUCCAUUGGACUGCCUCCCAUGCCUGUAUCUCCUACGCUUGACCGUCGUGGCAAAUCCAAGAAAGCCAAGUUAGCUGUUAAAGAUUGUCCUCCACCCACGUUGCCAACCUCUAUACGACCCAUGACACCUCCUCCCCGUCCUUCAACGCCUCCUCGCAGGGGCGGCAGCAGCACUGUACAACUCUCUCCCAUUCGCACGCCUCUGUCGCAUAAAGGCCUGCACAUGAGCCCCUCCGCAAGCCUCGCGCAUUAUAAAUUCAAUCUCGAUCCACCCCCCUCGGCCACCUUCCGUCCUGACGACGGAAUUAACCCAGCUGUAUUUGAUACCGAGAAUAUCCGCACACCGUCGCGCAAGCGCGGUACACAUGCACAUGGACACCAUCAUAAAGACACCUCCAUCUUGUUCCCGCCUGUGACGCCAAAAAAGCUGGUCUUUCCUACGCACAGUUCCUCUGCAGAGUCACCUUUCCGCACGCCUGGAUCAAAGUCUAUAUUUGAUCCACAUGACCCGGGGGCGAUUCUCGAUGAGGAGCUGGCGCGGCUUGGCGCGAAAGGGAUGCAAGAGAGCCCGAUUGGAUUGUUUGAAGGCCGACGCGGUCUGUUGUACGAGAGCCCGAAUAUGCCGAGUCCGGGGAAAUGGGCUCGGUGGUUCUGAGACUUGUUGAUUUCGUUCUGUGAGCUUGAUCUUGUUUUCAUGAUUCUGAGUGUAUUAUCAUGGUGUUGUGUCUGGACGUUUGCUGUUGUUUCGUUCUACUUGUGUAUUCUAUCGUUUCAAUUUGGUGACUUGCUAUUGAUUAUUAGGUCCUUGUCAUCGUCGUCGUGUUAUUUGUUGUCUCCCCGCUAAAAUAUCCUGCGAAGAGUUGCAUCUCCAUUUACUAUGAUUUGUUACCGAUAGAAUACAUAUGACGAAUAGAUGAUGUGUUCUGGGAGUGCUGUAUAUGAUUAAUCAUCGAGGAAUGUCAGGAAACGAAU